Messenger RNA from Polypterus senegalus (gray bichir), 843 nucleotides. Its product is annotated as oxidation resistance protein 1-like. NCBI's taxonomy places the organism in Eukaryota, Metazoa, Chordata, Cladistia, Polypteriformes, Polypteridae. Gene Ontology annotation, biological process: response to oxidative stress. The record is from RefSeq and is a predicted model, not a curated record. Gene Ontology annotation, cellular component: nucleus. Bases 1 to 843 code for a protein of 280 amino acids. The transcript is spliced from 3 exons.
AUGACUACCGGUUUGGAAUAUUGGAAGCUUCUUGUAACUCCUACUUAUGGAGACUCUUUAACAGAAAAUGACUGCUGUUUUAUACAACGGAAAGAAAACGUAACAGUGGAAAACCAUAUCUCACAAAGUACAGCACCAAGACCUAUGCAAGUAGUGUAUAACACUGCUCAGGAUACCUGUUUGGUAUGCACACCCACAGGAUAUUUUAUCAUAGUGAAAGAAGAACUGCACCAUCUCACUCAGUUAAAGAAGAUCAUGAAAACUUCAAAAAAAGAUGUGAAUUCAACGUAUGGGCAGCCUAUUAAGACAGAUUUGGAAACAGAUAUGUCAAGACCAAGUCUUAGUGAACCAAGCAACCUUCUUUUGCCAGAACAAAUUGAAAUACUUGCUAAGCAUCUUCCACCAAGGACAGUUGGUUACCUCUGGACUCUGACAUUCAGUGCUUCAAAACAUGGCAUGAGCAUAAAAACACUCUACCGGGCAAUGGCAGAUCAGAACUCACCAGUUUUAAUGGUUAUAAAAAACAGUAAUGGAGAGAUAUUUGGUGCUGUAGCAUCUGAACCUUUUAAGGUUCAAACGUCCUACUAUGGAACGGGAGAAACUUUUCUAUUUACCUUUUCUCCUGAGUUUAAAGUAUUUAAGUGGACUAAGGACAACAUGUUCUUUAUAAAGGGGGAUACAGACUCCAUAGGCUUUGGUGGUGGUGAGGGAGCAUUUGGUCUGUGGGUAGAUGGAGAUCUUUAUCAUGGGAGAAGCCAUAUGUGCAAAACAUUUGGAAACCAGCCACUUUCCAGGGAAGAGGAUUUCAUUAUUCAGGAUAUUGAAAUCUGGACCUUCCAAUAA